GCAGCCGCGGCCAGCGGGAGCAGGAGCGCAGGGGGGCGGUGCCGGAGCGCGCACCCUCAGGCGGCGAGCCCGCCGGGCUCGGCCCCGAGCCGUCGGUGGAGAGGUCCCCGCUCUUCUCGGCGGCCCCCUCGCCGCCGGAGGAGGCCGCGGCCCGACAGGACGCCGGCGCGCCCGUGCCAGCGGAGGGCGGGCCGGCGCCGCCGCAGCGGCCUCUGAGCAGGAGGCACGAGGCGGGCAUGCUGGUGUCGGACAUUACCACCAUGGUGCUCAGCAACGAAGGCACGUUCGACCCCCACCUGGUGGCGGUCGGGCGCGGCGCGCUGUCUCUGGCCGACCCGGACGGCGGCGGGCGCUCCAUGGCGGCGCGCCUGGGGCUCGGCGGCGGCCGCCAGCAGGCCUUCGACCUCUCCCUGCUGGAGGGCGCCUUUCGCGGCCAGCAGAUCAUGUGCUCGCCCGCCGUGCCAGUGCUGCCCGCCUUCGCCACGCGCAGUCCUGGCUCGCUGGAGCGCAUGCUGGUGCUCACCUUCGACGCGGAGGGGGAGAGCGAGCUGCUCUGCCUCUGGUUCAGGACUGCAGAGGACUCCGCGCUGGUUGCGCAGGCGGUGCACGAGGAGGCGAUGAGGUGCCUGGGUCAGUGAGGCUGGCGGGCACGCGACUGAGUGGCGAGACGGAG
Molecule: messenger RNA, 673 nt
Organism: Prorocentrum cordatum
Lineage: Eukaryota; Dinophyceae; Prorocentrales; Prorocentraceae
Source: the annotation of a GenBank genome assembly